This is a messenger RNA of Astyanax mexicanus (Mexican tetra), 4342 nucleotides long. It is a transcript of the gene ifitm5, whose product is annotated as interferon induced transmembrane protein 5. The coding region runs from base 3125 to 3553 and encodes 142 amino acids. NCBI's taxonomy places the organism in Eukaryota, Metazoa, Chordata, Actinopteri, Characiformes, Acestrorhamphidae. Gene Ontology annotation, cellular component: plasma membrane. The transcript has 2 exons. The record is from RefSeq and is a predicted model, not a curated record.
UGGUCUGAAGCAAAACUAAAAUCUCAAACAGGAAACAGGAAGUACUCCGUAGGGAAGACUGUCCCAUUUCAGUACUACCAUCGCAGCCUACCCAUCCUUCCAAGGACACACCUUCGUAGACCGCGUCCUUCGAAGGAUGCAGCCCCUGAAUUAGGACACACACUGUGUAUAGCUGGACAGAGCAUCGUCUCUUAAAAGUGAAGCCACCACAGUUCGGGCGCCCCCUGCUGUUCAGUUGCAGAAAGCUGUGUAACCCCACCCAUCCCCAUAGGUUUUAAUGGCAAAACAGACAACUUUCAAUCACGUUUUCUUCCAAUAUACUGCAAUUCUACCUCCAUUAUUUAAAUUCAGAAGCUAUUUUAACCACUGCUUAUAUUGUCAGAUUUUUAUAUCCCCACAGAUAUUCAAAAAGGUGUGGUUAUUGUAUAAGGGCUGGUUAUGGGGGGGCCCAAUAACAGACAGUCAGCUCCGCUCCGCCCCGCUCUGCAGCCUGUGACCUCGAGGCAUUUAAAUGAGUAGGUCUUUAUCCCUCCUCUGGUCUCUACUGUGCAGACUCGGGUUUCAGGAUCGCCAACAUGGUGGAAGAUUUUGGCUUCAUUUCUUUGAAUGAAUGAAAACGGCGACACGGCAUCCAUCUUUUUUACAGUCUCUGGUUUAAAGUUACUGUACAUUUUUCUCUGUGUAGGAAAACUUUAAACUGUUUGAUGUAUAGAUUAAAAGUAAUUUAUAAAUUAAGCUAUAAUGAUUAUUAUUGUUAUUGUUUUGCAUAGCUUCCCAUCUAAAGUAAAUAAAACUGCUGAUGUUGAUGACUGAAAUUGAUUAUAAAAACACAAUCUUGAGCUGAUGUGUGGAGGAAGAACAGAGCAGAAAGUUCUUGUGAUUAAUAAGUAAAUUCCAGAUGUAUUUGCAGCUCUUAGUUACAGCCUGUAGAUGGCAGUGCUGUAAUAUAAUACUGCCCAGUUAACAGACGCCUGGGCAGUGUUGCCAACUUAGCGACUUUUCAGACCCUCUAGUGACUUUUUUUGUAAAAAAAAAAAAAAAAAAAAAAAAAUACAUUUCAAAUAAACACACUGCAAAUAAACUGUGCAUGCCCAAAACAGCUGCUGACUGACUCUGUCCCGUAUUUACAGAGCGAGAUGUAAAUAUAAAUACGUCUUCAGUGUGAUCCACCUUGUCCACAGUGUCUGCCUCUUUAUAAAAAGCUAGCUAUAAACAUCUAGCUAGCAAGCUCAUCGAACAACAGUUUGUCUGCAAUAGAUAUAGAAAUAAAGAAAACUUAAGGAAAUAACAGUUCCGACUAUCUGCUGCUCUUAUAAUAACAUUUAACAACACAACAAAAAACUGAUUCAUGUACUUUAUGUAAAAAUGAAGUUAUUUUGAGAAGUGACUGCCUAUUUAAAAAGCAACUAAAGUUGUUUAUUUGUAAACACAGGAUGUUUUUUACUCACUUUUUUAUCUGCCACAACCUUUACAGCUUCAAAAACAUGUGUUAUGCAAAUAGGUGUUGACAUCAUUUAGCGACUUCUAGCGACUUUUAGGACAGUGAGUAGCUACUUUCCUUUAAAUUGUCUUAAAUUUACUGAAAAAUUGCUGUAGGUAUCUAAUUUUCAGUUUAAUGCCGGUGUGAAAACACAGUGGGCCCGCCGUGAUCAUCUAAUCCGGAGAGAAAACCAAUGUUAUUCUCGUUAUUCUCGUUGUUCUCGUUAGCGUCUGUCAGGACGGCCGGUUUGAACUGGCUGGUGUUCAGUCGAGUUGUGCUAGCCAUCAAAAUGUGCCUCCGAAAGGCACUGCGCAUUUGAUUAUUUCUUAUGUUUUUUUUUUUAAAUAAUAAAUCAUUUUCAUUGUGCAUUAAACAACAGUGAAAAUUGAAAUGAAUAAUAAUAAAUACAAUAUAUAUACAUUUUUUAAAAUAAAAGCAAUGUAAUGUGUUGUAAAGACCUCUUAUUGCCAUAACUUUACCAUGAUACAGUGAUUUAUGGGGUCAAAAUAGACUCGCAAACAAAACGGAGGAAGGCAAAAGAGGAAAAGUACUGCAAAAGGAAAAAAGAACACAAAACGCAAAGAAAAAGUGGUGUUGCAAAAGAUAUUGCAAUGAAAAAAGGUAACUUAUGUUCUCUUCUUUACAAUAUCAGAUUAUUUUUGCAACUUUUUUUUGCAGUUUUCUCGUCACCUCAUCGUUUUUUCUAUUUUUUUAAAAGAUGAUGCUCACCGUGAUAUGACAUUAAAGUUAAUAAAACAUUAAUGUUAGGUUUUUUAGAAUACAUUGCUGCAACAAAAUUAAUAUAAAUCCAUUUUAUUUUCUUUAAAUAACAGUUUUAUUAAUUCAGUAGAAACAAAAAAAAAAUCGAGAAACAGUCUGUUUUGUAAUCAGCAGCGAGGCCAGCUAGCAAGCAUUGGUAGCCAAGCAUAGGCUGUUAGCAUUAGCAGCUAGCUAACGGCACGAAGACAGACUUGCGGUAGCUAGCUUUCUUGCGACUCUCAGCAACGAAACACACACUAGGAACAUUACACUAAGAAUAUUAUAAUAUAAAAGAGUGUGCAUAUAUUACACUGUGUCCUUCACGGGGCAGUGUUUAAUCAUAUUCAAUCAUACGUAACAAAGGACAUAACUUUACGGAUUUCUAAUUUAAUCAUGAAUUAAUAACGCUACUAUGCUAUUAUGAUGAUCAUAAUUGGGAUUUUUAUGUUUUUAUGAUCUACUUUAAUUUAGUGUCUAAUUUCCAGUUUUUCAAAUAAUAUAUUUGAUACUAUCUGAUAUUUGAUAGUAUUUGAAAGAUUUUAUUUAAAGAUCAUAAAUGAGAUGAGAUGCAGCUGCAGGACACACAGGCCUCUGCUUAAUAAAACUGGAGCAGAAUUAGCUGUGUGUGUAAGGGCAUGUGGUUAUGUGCAUAGGCCGCAGUGGGUAAGCAGGCUGUGGAGGUUCUUUGUGGAGGGGCAGCAGCACCCUGCCCUGGUCUGCAGUAUCCACCUCACAUAAUGACAGACCUCUCUCUCUCUCUUUCUGCUGGUGUGUGUGUGUAUGUGUGUGUGUGUUUGUCACCACCCCUGCAUGCUGAGAAUAUAAGCUGGAAUCAAGGUUUCCGGGGCUGCAGUAGAAGCAGAGUCCCCUCAGGCCAGCAGCAGGAUGGACAACGCCACGUACAGCUACUCGACCGACUGCACUCCUCUCACAAACUGCAAGUCAGCACGCAAACCGGCAGGAUCCACAGUGGUCAACAUGGGUGCAGCAGGAAAGAAGCCCCCCAGCGACUACCUGGUCUGGUCUCUCUGCAACACCCUGUACGUCAACUUCUGCUGCCUGGGAUUCAUGGCCCUCAUCUACUCCAUAAAGGCAAGGGACCAGAAAACGCUGGGAGACAUGCGUGCUGCUCAGGAGUGCUCAGACAAGGCCAAGUGGUACAACAUCCUGGCUUCAGGCUGGAACAUGCUGGUGCCCCUGCUGUUUCUGGGUCUGUUGGUACUCCUGCUUGUGCACCUGGGCAGCUCUGAGGGGACCUUCGACUUCUUUGGAGAGGACGGAUUUCAGAGCUUCAUGAAGCUGUUCGGCAGGUAGACUGGCCUACAGACAGACAGACAGAUAUGGAUCAGAACAACGGCGAGACAACUAAACAAUAACAGCCAUGGACUCAUUCAAUUCAGUUCAAUUGAAAUGUAUUUAUAUAGCGCUUUUUACAACAAAGCAGCUUUACAGAGAAAACAGGUCCAAGUCUCUGUUUCCAGCUCAUCACCCUCUGUGCCUCAACAAAUGUGUCUUUUUACUCUUCUUUUUUCAAUCUAAUUAUGAGUGUACUAUUGUAUUAUUGAUUUUGUAUUUUCAGAGUCUUGUAUUCUAUAUGAGAACCUUCCAACAGUUUCCAAAAAGACCCCCAAUCCCCACCCUUCCCUCCCACCAACCCCAUAUUCUUUAUUUGAAAUAAAUGUGACUUUUAGUGGAAUAAAAUAUUUAACUUCAGAAACAGCUUUGCUCUUAUGUCGGCGCGUUUUAAAAUGUGAAAAGUCUCUGCCAUAUUGGAAAUCUGUCCUUGGGUUCUCGUCUGUAGUGUGUAGAAUGUGUUUGUGACUGCCUUGUGUACAAUGGCUGAAGCACCCAUUCACGUAUGUUUCUAUGUAUGUGUGUGUAGCCUCCAACACUAUACUAGGAGACCACCAGAGAAGAGCAACAACCUGUCUUUUAUUGUUUUUUCAGUUUUUUUUUUUUGGUUUAACUGUACCUUUCAUUAAGCAGCUGUUGGAACUCUAUCAGGAAAUGUGAGGAACAUCGUACAGUGGAUAGUUUACAGUGUUCUUGUCAUGUUAUAAAGCCGUAAAGAUCACAUAAAGCUCUACUUUUUUCCUGGUUGAA